Molecule: messenger RNA, 759 nt
Organism: Stylonychia lemnae
Lineage: Eukaryota; Ciliophora; Spirotrichea; Sporadotrichida; Oxytrichidae
Source: the annotation of a GenBank genome assembly
AUGUCAGAUAGUGAAGACGGAAUGAGUAGCGAGGAGGACUUCCAAUCCCAUGUUCAUCUCUUCAAAUCCUCUCUCGAUAUUGGAUCUCACUUUAUAGAUUAUGAGCCAGAAAAUGAACUUGUCUUUUACAACAGAGAGGGUACCCUGCUAGCUCAACUAACAGUCAAAAAUGUUACAAGCAAAGCCUAUGUUGCAUUUUUCAUAUUUACAUCAGCCUCAUAUCCCAUUGAUAUAAACCCCAAAUGCGGAUUCAUUCCACCCUCAUACUAGCAAACUGUAAAUAUAGGAUGGAGAAGUGAUCAGAGACCAGAUGCAGAUAAACUCAGUCACGCUAUGUUCUUCGUUCAAGAAAUGAACAUGAACUUGCAAGAUGUGUUCAACACUUACAAUGUGAACAUUCUCUUUACAGUCGCUGCUCUUCCCUCAAGAGUAUCUCUUGGAGUGCCUAUGCAACCACUAAUUGGAGGAAUCCCCUCUUAAUAGCCACCAACUGCUUUCGUUCCCUAAACUUAAUAUAAAUAACCAGGCUAAUCCACUCAACAACCCCCUAUGGCUAGAAAACAAUUCGCAGAUGAGGAGGAGAAAAGCAGUCAGGCAACAACCAACAUGAAGAUUCAAUCGACUGGAAGAAGCGGCUCACAAAAUAGAGUGAAGCCUUCAGUUGGUGAUGGAUAGCCUAAAGGCAAAGCAGGUGAAAAUAAUAGUAUUAACGAUCACCGAUCAGAUGGCUCAGGUGGUAGUUAGAUCAAUCUUGUAUGA